AUGCCAUUGUUCGACUCCUUGUUCGGGAAAGAGGCGCCCCCUCCACCCUCGAGCUCAGUCCCUCUCGUCGGGUCAGCGGUAGCAUCUGUGGGGACCGCGAUUGGAGCGGCCAAGCAACGCAUAAAGCUUCCCAGUCUAGGCAUCAAGCUGCCGAAUUUUGGAAAAGAGCUGUUUCGCAAUCUUCAGGCACCGCAUUUGUAUCUUCUUGUUGGCGCAGCGUCGCUCAGCGGUUUACUGCUGAUUCGAUCGGUGGUUGGCUCUGCUCGCUCUUUGGGCAAACUCAAGCCUAUUCCGUCGCCUCGUGAGACACUGCCUCCAGAGGUGCUGAGGGCGUCUCCGUAUCCUCCUGAUGCACUGGAAGGCGCAAGGGAUGUGCAGACGCCGUAUGGUAGCAUUAGAGUGUAUGAAUGGGGUCCUAAGGAUGGGAAGCGCGUGCUUGUCCUCCAUGGCAUCUCAACCCCAAGUGUUGCAUUGAGCGAUUUGGCACACAAGCUAGUCAAGAAAGGAUGCCGCGUUAUGAUAUUUGAUCUCUUCGGCCGCGGCUACUCCUCGGCUCCAUCACCCAAGCUGCACCACUACGACUCGACCCUCUACACGAAUCAAAUACUCUGGGCUCUGGCAUCCUCACCCGUCUCCUGGUCUUCCUUUGCCAUCAUCGGCUACUCGCUCGGUGGCGCCAUUGCCGCCGACUUCGCAUCCUACCUGCCCAACCUCGUCCGUGGCCUAGUUCUCGUCGCUCCAGGAGGAUUGAUCCGCCCCAAGCGUAUCAGCUGGAAGACCAGCUUCAUGUAUUCGACCAGCAGCAUCCUCCCAGAAUUCUUAGUCGAGUGGCUCGUAUCCAGCAGCCUGCGAAGCGGACCCGAAGCCAGUACCAUUGAGCCAGGAACGUCUGUUGCGCAAAAAGGCGCUCGCUUCAACGGUGUGAGUCUCUCUGAGAGCCACGGAACUGCUGCAGAGGUCCUCAAUUGGCAGGUUCAGCACCACAAGGGCUUUGUCCCUGCGUUCAUUUCUUCUAUUCGCUACGCACCGAUUCACGACCAGCAGGAGCGUUGGAGUGUGCUCAAAGAGAACAUGGAGAGCAGGCACAGCCAUUUCAAAGAAGUGUGGUUUGUUUUGGGCGAAAUGGAUCCCAUUGUGGAUGCUGAUGAACUCAUGGAGGACGCAAAGACCGUACUCGGUGACGAACAUGCCAAAUUCAGACUGGUCAAAAACGUUGGUCAUGAGGUCGCGAUGGAGCGCGCGGAUGACAUUGUCAGAGUGCUUGGCAGGAUUCUCGGCAAGGGUGGAUGGUAG
This is a messenger RNA of Plenodomus lingam JN3, 1293 nucleotides long. RefSeq lists its product as uncharacterized. The record is from RefSeq and is a predicted model, not a curated record. NCBI's taxonomy places the organism in Eukaryota, Fungi, Ascomycota, Dothideomycetes, Pleosporales, Leptosphaeriaceae.